UUUAAAUAAGAUUCCACAAAAUGUUAACGGAUAUAAAAAAAGAAAUAUAUAAAGACGCAGUGAGUAAUUCAGAGUAGAAAAUACCCAAGAACAAAAAACAUCAGCAGAAACAUAAAUGGUCCUACAGUUUCUUUGUGUACUUGUCUCCCAAAAACUACAACUCCCAUAAUACAUGAGCCGCUUGAGUAAUCCCUGAGACUUUAGCUGCCUGUCCCGACGUUUGAGACUUCGUUUUGUUUGUUCAGUGUUUUUGCAGCAUUUCAUCGAUGCACUGUUGACAAAUUGUUUUCCACGUCAGUAAGGACCAAACAGCUCGCUCCGCAGUCCACUAGUAAGUCUUGAGGUCGACACCAUGGGGACCAGGAGAGUGCUGGUUACUGGCUGCUCCUCUGGUAUUGGCUUGGCUGUGGCAGUACGCUUGGCCAAGGAUGAGACCAAACGGUUUAAAGUAGUUGCCACAAUGAGGGAUCUUGAGAAACGUGGCCCUUUGGAAAAAGCAGCAGGUGAUUUAUUAAAUAAAACCCUGGUGAUCCAAAAGUUGGACGCCUGCUGUGAAGAAUCCAUCAAAGAGUGCAUCAACAGCAUCCCCAACCGACAAGUGGAUGUCCUCGUGAACAAUGCAGGCAUUGGCAUGAUUGGACCACUGGAGUGCCAAAGUAUUACCUCAAUGAAAGAGCUCUUUGAAGUCAACUUCUUUGGCCUGGUGCGAUUGGUGAAAGAGGUGCUGCCAGACAUGAAGCAAAGGCAGAGCGGCCAUAUUGUGGUGAUGAGCAGUGUUAUGGGAAUACAAGGACUUCUGUUCAAUGACGUCUACUCUGCGUCCAAGUUUGCUGUGGAAGGAUUUUGUGAAAGUCUGGCAGUGCAAGCAAUGAAAUUCAACAUCAAGACUACACUGGUGGAACCUGGUCCUGUGAUGACAGAGUUUGAAAGAAAAGUGUAUGAGGAUGCAGAAAUCAUAGAUCUGUCUGAGACAGAUGAGGAAACGGCCAGGAUCUUUCGUGACAUUUAUCUUCCAUACUCUAGAAAGGUCUUCACAACAUUAGGCCAGACACCAGAGGAUGUGGCCGAGCAAACACAAAAAGUGAUUACAGCCAAGGAGCCUCCUCUACGGCACCAGACCAACCGACUCUACAUGCCCAUGACUGCACUAAAGCAUGCAGAUCCCACUGGCAGACUUCCUCUGGAAGCUUUCUAUAAAAUGAUCUUUAAACAUGACACCGUUUUUAAUGCCACAUUGGGGAUUCUGCGCAUGAUGAAUCGGAGGAAGGGGAACAAAUAAUCAUUUAAUGGAAGUAGAUGCAAUAGUUGAUUAGGGUUACUGCAGACCUGAGUGAAGUUGGCCCCCCCACCU
Messenger RNA from Xiphophorus maculatus (southern platyfish), 1351 nucleotides. RefSeq names its product retinol dehydrogenase 8-like. NCBI's taxonomy places the organism in Eukaryota, Metazoa, Chordata, Actinopteri, Cyprinodontiformes, Poeciliidae. Gene Ontology annotation, biological process: estrogen biosynthetic process. The transcript has 7 exons. The record is from RefSeq and is a predicted model, not a curated record. Gene Ontology annotation, molecular function: estradiol 17-beta-dehydrogenase [NAD(P)+] activity. Bases 353 to 1279 code for a protein of 308 amino acids. Gene Ontology annotation, cellular component: cytoplasm.